Hirsutella rhossiliensis is the source of this 771-nucleotide messenger RNA. RefSeq names its product tryptophan dimethylallyltransferase domain-containing protein. Lineage: Eukaryota; Fungi; Ascomycota; Sordariomycetes; Hypocreales; Ophiocordycipitaceae. The transcript has 2 exons. The record is from RefSeq and is a predicted model, not a curated record. Gene Ontology annotation, biological process: alkaloid metabolic process. Gene Ontology annotation, molecular function: transferase activity, transferring alkyl or aryl (other than methyl) groups. Bases 1 to 771 code for a protein of 256 amino acids.
AUGUCCGGACGAGGUCAGCAAACCCUGGCGGUAGAAUUCCAGAAUGGCGGUAUCAGCGCCAAGGCCUACUUCUUCCCAGGCAUGAAGUCGCUGGCGACUGGAAUUUCGCCAGGAAAGCUCAUUCUCGCCUCCAUCGAGACGCUCGCCCUUUCGGGAUUGAAGGAGCCCGUGCAACACCUUUGCAACUCUCUCGGCCUACAAGACGACGGAAACCCAAGAGAUAGCGCCAUUGCCCCAUUCCUUCUCGGCGUCGACCUGUGCGCUCCCGAGCGAAGUCGCCUGAAAUUCUACGUCACCGACCAGGUAGUAUCAUGGGAUCGGGUAGAGAACAUGUGGACUCUUGGCGGGAAACGUCUGGAAGAUCCUCAAUGUGCUGAUGGUCUGACCCUCCUGAGGAAGCUGUGGGAUCUUCUCGAGAUACCUGAAGGGUAUCGGAGCAACGUCCGGCCCGACUUUACUUUUGGGACACCUCCUCCCGAGGACUACCGACCCGUCAUGAUGGCGAACUGGACCUUGUCUCCCACGAAAAGAUUCCCGGACCCCCAAAUAUACCUCCUUACCGUUGGAAUGAAUGACGAGGUGAUAAUGAACGCACUCGUGGCCUUCUACAAGGUUCUGGGCUGGACGGAUCUGGCCAACACGUACAAGGAUAAAGUGGCCUCAUACUAUCCCGGCCUCGAUUUAACGAAAACCAACUACAUACACUCAGGAGUUUCCUUCUCAUAUCGCCAUUCAAAGCCCUACCUAAGUCUUUAUUACUCGCCUUUCUGA